Molecule: messenger RNA, 540 nt
Organism: Rhizopus microsporus ATCC 52813
Lineage: Eukaryota; Fungi; Mucoromycota; Mucoromycetes; Mucorales; Rhizopodaceae
Product: DUF1640-domain-containing protein
Exons: 4
Coding region: 1-540 (179 amino acids)
Cellular component (GO): mitochondrion
Source: RefSeq, a predicted model, not a curated record
AUGCCAUACUUUGAUGCCGAACGGUUCGCUCGUUUAUUAGAAAAAGAAGGCUUUUCGGCAGUACAGGCUAAUACUAUUAUCCAUGCCUUAGACGACGUAGUUGAAGAAAGUACCAUCAAUGUGACAAGCAACUUGGUGAGUAAAGCAGAUCAGGAAAAGACCAUUGAACGAUACAAGCAAGACUUUGUAAAACUUAAAAAUGAAAUACAAGCGAUGGAAAGAAGGGAUGUGGAGGAAGUCAAGUUUGCCAACGAGAGAUUAAAAGGAGAGAUUGAGAAACUGAAAAAGAUACUAAGAGAAGAAAUUACACGCAGUCAAGCAGGUGUUCGAUUAGAUCUAAACUUGGACAAGGGACGUAUUAGAGAUGAAUCUGUUGAACAGCAUAAUAGAUUACAAGAAACAGACACUAAAAUUGAAAAUGAGAUACAGGCAUUAAAAAGACAGAUGGAAACGAUCAAACUACAGAUAUUACAGUACAUGAUCGGUACCAUCACGGGUGCUGGUACUUUAGUGCUGGGCUACAUCCACUUCUUUAGCUAA